This is a messenger RNA of Lodderomyces jiufengensis, 912 nucleotides long. It is a transcript of the gene HIS1, whose product is annotated as ATP phosphoribosyltransferase. The transcript has a single exon. Gene Ontology annotation, cellular component: cytoplasm. Gene Ontology annotation, biological process: L-histidine biosynthetic process. NCBI's taxonomy places the organism in Eukaryota, Fungi, Ascomycota, Pichiomycetes, Serinales, Debaryomycetaceae. Bases 1 to 912 code for a protein of 303 amino acids. The record is from RefSeq and is a predicted model, not a curated record. Gene Ontology annotation, molecular function: ATP phosphoribosyltransferase activity; magnesium ion binding.
AUGGAUUUAGUCAAUCACUUACCAGAUAGAUUAUUAUUUGCAGUACCGAAAAAGGGUAGAUUAUAUGAAAAAUGUUGUCAAUUAUUGAAUGGAUCAGAUAUUCAAUUUAGAAGAUCACCAAGAUUAGAUAUAGCAUUAUCAACCAAUUUACCAAUUGCAUUAAUUUUUUUACCAGCAGCAGAUAUACCAGUUUUUGUAGGAGAAGGUAAUUGUGAUCUUGGAAUAACUGGACUAGAUCAAGUCAUGGAAUCUGAUCAAUUUGAAAAUAUAAAUGAUUUAUUAGAUUUAAAAUUUGGAAAUUGUAAAUUACAAAUACAAGUACCUGAAAAUGGAAAUUACGAAAAACCAGAACAAUUAGUUGGUAAAAAAAUUGUUUCAUCUUUUACGAAAUUGGCUACUGAUUAUUUUGAAGAUUUACAAAAAGAUUUACUGGUUAAAGAAAAAAUUAGAGUAAGAUAUGUUGGAGGAUCAGUUGAAGCUUCUUGUGCUUUGGGAGUUGCUGAUGCAAUUGUUGAUUUAGUAGAAAGUGGUGAAACAAUGAAAGCAGCUGGAUUAAAAGCAAUUGGAACUAUAUUAAAUACAUCAGCACAUCUUAUAUCUUCAAAAGAACCAAAAUAUCCGGAAUUAGUAAAAACAAUUACAGAUAGAUUAGAAGGUGUUUUAGCAGCUCAAGAAUUUGUUUUAUGUAAUUAUAAUGCACCAAAAUCAAUAAUGUCUAAAUGUUUAAAAAUAACACCUGGAAAAAGAGCAGCUACUGUUUCAACUCUUGAUAAACAUUCACCAGAAGAAGAGGAUUGGGUUGCUAUAUCAUCAAUGGUUUCAAGAAAGAAAAUCGGCAAUGUAAUGGAUGAAUUAAAAAAAGUUGGUGCUUCAGAUAUAUUGGUUUUAGAAAUAUCCAAUUGUAGGGUUUAG